Molecule: messenger RNA, 225 nt
Organism: Lodderomyces jiufengensis
Lineage: Eukaryota; Fungi; Ascomycota; Pichiomycetes; Serinales; Debaryomycetaceae
Product: ubiquitin-like protein
Exons: 2
Coding region: 1-225 (74 amino acids)
Biological process (GO): mRNA splicing, via spliceosome; protein modification process
Cellular component (GO): cytoplasm; nucleus
Molecular function (GO): protein tag activity; protein binding
Source: RefSeq, a predicted model, not a curated record
AUGAUUAAAAAGGUUCAAGCUAAUGAUAGAUUAGGUAAAAAGAUAAAAGUCAAAUGUUUACCGACAGAUACAAUUGAAGAUUUGAAGAAAGUAUUAUCAUUACAAAUAGGUACACCAUAUGAUAAAAUCAUACUAAAGAAAGGUCAUCAAAUAUAUAAAGAUCAUAUAUCACUAGAUGAUUAUGAGAUACACGAUGGAUUUAAUUUUGAGUUAUAUUAUGGUUAG